Megalops cyprinoides (Indo-Pacific tarpon) is the source of this 1035-nucleotide messenger RNA. RefSeq names its product sarcalumenin-like. Gene Ontology annotation, biological process: morphogenesis of a branching structure; actin filament organization; regulation of cell projection organization. Lineage: Eukaryota; Metazoa; Chordata; Actinopteri; Elopiformes; Megalopidae. The coding region runs from base 1 to 1035 and encodes 344 amino acids. The transcript is spliced from 2 exons. Gene Ontology annotation, cellular component: cell cortex; filopodium; paranode region of axon. The record is from RefSeq and is a predicted model, not a curated record. Gene Ontology annotation, molecular function: actin filament binding.
AUGGCUGAAAGGGGAGAUGGCACCCUGUUUGACCUGGAGAGGAGUUCCAUGGCGUCUCGCGUGGUGGAGAUCAUUGGUGGGAUAGGGCACAUCCAGACUCUGCAGGAUGCGGUGGAGGCGGCCGUUGCGGCUCUGGAGGGAGACAGCGUUUUUCACUGCGGCGGAGAUGUGUGGCUCACCCGCAGCGUUUCGGUAGAGGACAGUGGUGCACCUGAGCCCCUCUGGGAACCUGCAGGGGGGUCAGCCGAAGAGCAGGCUGAAGAUGUAGGCCUUGAGGAAGGUGCUACGUCGGCUGCCGGUGACCUGAACCCUGCACAGCUGGAGACGGACAGUGGUGUUGAUGGAGAGGAUGUUGAUGUCACUGCGGUGGCAGAUGAGAAUGAGAUUGUGCCCUCGGAGGACAUCAACACACCCCCAGAUGAGGAAAACUCCCAACCUCAAUCUGAUCCCCUGACUGAGGCUCCUGAAAACUCAGCCCAAGAUCCAGUAGAACAGGCGGUGGAGACCUCAGAAGAACCACUCAGUGCUGUUCCAGAUGAGAACCCAACAGAACCCCACACACAGCCAGAGCCAGAGAUCCACACAAUGGAAGGGUCUGAACAGGAGGAGAUGGUGACAUCACCAGAGCAGACAGCGGAGGAAGCAACGUCUGAUGUGACGCCUGAACCUGUGCUUACGGAAGAGGCGGGCCAGACAGAUGAGGCAGGGGAGCCUGCAGGGGAGGGGUCUGGGCAGGAAGACCUGAGCGAAAGUCAGAAUGAGGCUGAGGAAGAGGAGGAGAAUGAAGAGGAGAAGGAGCUGAGUAAAAUGGAUGGGGGGCAGGAGGAGAACAGUCCCCAGGGGACCCUGCCUUCUUUGGGCCUGAGUCCUUGCUCCAGCUCCCAGUCCUCCACAGAGGUGCCCCACAGCGGCUCUCGGAAGAAGCCCGUUGGUCGAAACGCCCCUUCGAAGUACAACACCGUCUCGUACCGAACCAUCCGCAAAGGUAACACCAGGCAGAGGAUUGAUGAGUUCGAGGCCAUGACGCACUCCUAG